This is a messenger RNA of Ictalurus furcatus (blue catfish), 8572 nucleotides long. RefSeq names its product sodium channel, voltage gated, type VIII, alpha subunit b (gene scn8ab). The record is from RefSeq and is a predicted model, not a curated record. Gene Ontology annotation, cellular component: voltage-gated sodium channel complex; axon; plasma membrane. Bases 443 to 6376 code for a protein of 1977 amino acids. Lineage: Eukaryota; Metazoa; Chordata; Actinopteri; Siluriformes; Ictaluridae. Gene Ontology annotation, biological process: sodium ion transmembrane transport; neuronal action potential; membrane depolarization during action potential. Gene Ontology annotation, molecular function: voltage-gated sodium channel activity; protein binding. The transcript is spliced from 27 exons.
UUUAGCGAAGAAUGGAAGAAGAACAUAACGGAGAUUAAAAACGAUCAGUAGCACGCAUCCGGCAUCGCGAUUUACGACCUGAGACAUUUCUGCAGUGUAGACCUCAGUAAGACCUGGAUCCUGGUGCUACAGGCUACCUCGAAACACCCGGGGAGGAGGAGGAGGAGGAGGGUCUGGAUCGCAGUGUGUCCGUGUGGAAGUGUGUGUGGUCAUUUGUAGACGCUCCCUAAGAAUUUUGCUGAGAGUCAUCAAUUAUGCAGGUUGUCCGCGCGCGCUGGGGAGGAGGAGGAGGAGGAGAGCAGCAACAAUAUGGCGACAUCCGCAGUUCCUCCCGGGUUCUCUGGGCAUCUUUAGCACCAACACACCUGAGCGGAUCUGUGUGAAAGAACCAGCUGUCCUGGGUGGGUUCUAAAUAAAGAGGGCUCUGCUGCAGGAUGACAAUAUGGCUGCGCCGCUGCUCGCACCCCCAGGCCCUGACAGCUUCAAGAAGUUCACCCGGGAGAGUUUGGCCAACAUCGAGAAGCGCAUUGCUGAGGAAAAGAAGAAGAAACCCGUCAAACCCCGAUCCGACAGCAGUCAUCGUGAUGACGACGACGACAACGGGCCCAAGCCCAACUCCGACCUGGAGGCGGGGAAGAGCCUGCCCUUCAUCUACGGGGACGUCCCCUCCAAUAUGGUGGCCGUGCCUCUGGAGGACUUGGACCCCUUCUAUUUGAACAAGAAAACCUUUAUAGUGCUAAACAAAGGGAAAACGAUCUUCCGCUUCAGUGCCACGCCCUCGUUGUAUAUCAUUAGCCCUUUUAAUCUGUUCAGGCGAAUAGCUAUUAAAAUAUUGAUACAUUCAGUUUUCAGCAUGAUCAUAAUGUGCACCAUUUUAACCAACUGUGUGUUCAUGACAUUCAGCAACCCGCCAGAAUGGUCCAAACAAGUCGAGUACACAUUCACAGGGAUUUACACGUUCGAGUCUCUCACAAAGAUCGUGGCUCGAGGAUUUUGUAUAGACGGCUUCACGUUUCUCAGAGAUCCCUGGAACUGGCUGGACUUUAUGGUCAUCUCCAUGGCAUAUGUAACAGAGUUUGUGGACCUCGGGAAUGUGUCCGCCCUGAGAACCUUCAGGGUUCUACGAGCUCUCAAAACUAUUUCUGUCAUACCAGGGCUGAAAACCAUCGUGGGCGCUCUGAUCCAGUCGGUGAAGAAGCUGUCUGAUGUGAUGAUCCUGACGGUGUUUUGUCUCAGCGUGUUUGCGCUCAUCGGCCUGCAGCUCUUCAUGGGGAACCUGCGGCAGAAGUGUGUGUUCUGGCCAAUCAGCAACGAGACCAUCACGUACCUGUCCAAUGGGAGCAGAGGAUUCGACUUUAAUGAGUACAUCAUGAAUGAUACAAAUUUCUACUUCCUGCCAGACCAGGGAGAUGCUUUACUGUGUGGAAACAGCUCAGAUUCUGGACGCUGUCCGGAGGGUUACACGUGCAUGAAGGCAGGCCGUAACCCUAACUACGGGUACACCAGCUUUGACUCAUUCGGCUGGGCGUUCCUCGCUCUCUUCAGACUCAUGACACAGGACUUCUGGGAGAAUCUGUACCAGCUGACCCUUCGAGCUGCAGGAAAAACCUACAUGAUCUUCUUCGUGCUGGUGAUCUUUGUGGGUUCCUUCUACCUGGUGAAUCUGAUCCUGGCUGUGGUGGCCAUGGCCUAUGAGGAGCAGAACCAGGCCACUAUUGAAGAGGCCCAGCAGAAAGAGGAGGAGUUUAAAGCCAUGUUGGAGCAGCUCAAGAAACAGCAGGAGGAGGCUCAGGCCAACGCAAUGGCCACGUCUGCAGGGACAGUAUCUGAGGAUGCUGUGGAGGACGACGGAGGCGGACAUCUCUCCCGCAGCUCCUCUGAGGUGUCCAAGCUGAGCUCCAAAAGUGCCAAGGAGCGACGGAACAGGAAGAAAAAGUGGAGGAAAGAGCAGGAGAAGGAGAAGGGAGACAGCGAGAAAGUGGUCAAAUCUGAGUCGGAUGACGGCAGCAAGAGGAGUCGCUUCCGUUUCCCAGACAACCGUCUGGGCAGAAAGACCUCCAUCAUGAACCAGUCUCUGUUAAGUAUACCUGGCUCGCCCUUCAUGUCCCGCCAUAACAGUCGCAGCUCCAUCUUCAGCUUUAAGGCGCGUCCGCGGGACGUCGGCUCAGAGAACGAGUUUGCGGAUGACGAGCACAGCACGGUGGAAGAGAGCGAAGACCGGCGAGGCUCCCUCUUCAUCCCGUACCGGCGCAACAGCUACAGCGGUUACAGUCAGGGCUCAUCACGCAUCAACCCACUGGCGCCACACUCAGGCUGCAAGAGGAACAGCACGGUCGACUGCAACGGCGUGGUGUCUCUGAUCGGGCCCGGUCGCCUUCUGCCUGAGGUGAAAAUAGAUAAGGCAGCCUCUGAUGACAGUACGACUGAGGUGGACAUGAAGGGGAAACACUCCGGGUCUCUCAUGGUGUCCGUGGACCAGCUGAACACGUCGUUUGGGCGUAAAGAGCGAGCGAACAGCGUGAUGACCGUCAUCACUAACACACUAGUGGAGGAGCUCGAGGAGUCUCAGCGGAAGUGUCCUCCAUGCUGGUACAAGUUCGCCAACAGGUUUCUGAUCUGGCAAUGCUGUCCACUCUGGUUGAAAAUUAAGGAGAUAGUCAAUCUGAUAGUGUUCGACCCGUUUGUGGAUUUGGCCAUUACUAUAUGUAUCGUACUCAACACCGUGUUCAUGGCGAUGGAGCACUACCCCAUGAGCCCAGAGUUUGAGGCGGUUCUGUAUGUAGGAAAUCUGGUGUUCACUGCCAUUUUCACAGCCGAGAUGGUCGCGAAGCUCGUAGCGAUGGACCCGUAUUACUACUUCCAGGAGAGCUGGAACAUAUUCGAUGGCUUCAUCGUGAGCCUGAGUUUGGUGGAGUUGAUGCUCGCUGAUGUUCAGGGAUUGUCGCUGCUGAGAUCCUUCAGAUUGCUGAGGGUUUUCAAACUGGCAAAGUCGUGGCCCACUCUGAACAUGCUGAUCAAGAUCAUCGGGAACUCUGUGGGCGCUCUGGGAAACCUGACCCUGGUGCUGGCCAUCAUCGUCUUCAUCUUCGCCGUGGUGGGCAUGCAACUGUUUGGGAAGAGCUACAAGGACUGUGUGUGUAAAAUUGCCUCAGAUUGUGACCUGCCGCGCUGGCACAUGCACGACUUCUUCCACUCGUUCCUGAUUGUGUUCCGCGUGCUGUGUGGAGAAUGGAUCGAGACCAUGUGGGACUGCAUGGAGGUGGCAGGACAGACCAUGUGCCUCACCGUUUUUAUGAUGGUCAUGGUCAUUGGAAACUUAGUGGUGCUGAAUCUGUUCCUGGCUCUGCUGCUCAGCUCGUUCAGCGCUGAUAAUUUGGCUGCCACUGAUGACGACGGGGAGAUGAACAACUUGCAGAUCUCCGUGAUCCGGAUUAAAACGGGCAUUGCCUGGACCAAAGUCCAUGUGCGGCUGCUGGUGGCUCACAUCCUGAAGAAGUCGCCUCUGGAGGAUGAAGACAAGCCUUUGGAUGACAUGUACGACAAGAAACUGAACAUCAUUGGCAACCAUACAGGAGUGGACAUCAAAUGUGGUGAGCUCGACUUCGUCAAGAAUGGCAACGGCACCACCAGCGGCAUCGGUAGCAGUGUGGGGAAGUACAUGAUCGACGAGGACCGCAUGUCCUUCAUCCACAAUCCCAACCUGACUGUGCGUGUCCCGAUCGCCGUCGGAGAGUCGGACUUCGAGAACCUGAACACGGAGGACUUCAGCAGCGAAUCGGAUGUGGAGAACAGCAAGGACCUUGAUACGAGCUCGUCGGAGGGCAGCACUAUAGACAUAAAGCCGGAGGAGGAGGAAGCAGGGGUGGUGGAGGUGGUGGAGGAGUAUCUGGACCCGGAAGCGUGCUGGACGGACGCCUGUGUGGCACGGUAUAAGUGCUGUGAUGUGCCCAUCACUGAGGGUUGGGGGAAACACUGGUGGUACCUGAGGAAAACCUGCUACCUCAUUGUAGAACACAACUGGUUCGAGACACUCAUCAUCUUCAUGAUCCUGCUCAGCUCUGGAGCUCUGGCAUUUGAGGACGUGUAUAUAGAACAGAGGAAAACGAUUCAGAUCAUUCUGGAAUACGCAGAUCGAGUCUUCACCUACAUCUUCAUCUUGGAAAUGCUGCUCAAAUGGGUUGCUUAUGGAUUCGUCAAAUAUUUCACUAAUGCAUGGUGCUGGCUCGACUUCUUCAUCGUAGACGUGUCUAUAGUCAGCCUUAUAGCUAAUGCGCUGGGGUACUCAGACUUGGGCCCCAUUAAGUCCCUGAGGACUUUGCGGGCCCUCAGGCCCCUGAGAGCUUUGUCCCGGUUUGAGGGAAUGAGGGUCGUGGUGAAUGCGCUGGUGGGUGCCAUCCCAUCCAUCAUGAACGUGCUGUUGGUGUGUUUGAUCUUCUGGCUCAUCUUCAGCAUUAUGGGGGUGAACCUGUUCGCUGGAAAGUACUACUACUGCUUUAACGAGACAAGCAAGGAGUAUUUCGAGCCCGAUGAUGUCAACAACAAGACGGAGUGUGAAGCGCUCAUGUCUUCAAAUCACAAUGACGUUCGCUGGAAAAACGUCAAGAUCAACUUUGAUAACGUGGGUGCUGGAUAUCUGGCACUCUUACAAGUGGCCACGUUUAAAGGUUGGAUGGACAUCAUGUACGCAGCGGUGGAUUCCAGAGAGGUUGAAGAUCAACCGAAGUAUGAAGAUAAUCUCUACAUGUACAUCUAUUUCGUCAUCUUCAUCAUCUUCGGCUCAUUCUUCACACUGAAUCUGUUUAUUGGUGUCAUCAUCGACAACUUCAACCAGCAGAAGAAAAAGUUUGGAGGUCAGGAUAUCUUCAUGACAGAAGAACAGAAGAAGUACUAUAAUGCCAUGAAGAAACUGGGCUCGAAGAAACCGCAGAAGCCCAUCCCCAGACCACAGAACCAAAUCCAGGGGAUGGUGUUUGACUUCGUCACGCAGCAGGCCUUCGACAUCUCCAUCAUGAUACUCAUCUGUCUCAACAUGGUCACGAUGAUGGUGGAAACAGAUGACCAGUCGGAAGAGACAGAGAACAUUCUGUACUGGGUCAACUUCGUCUUCAUCGUGGUUUUCACUGGCGAGUUUGUACUGAAGCUCUUUGCACUACGACAUUACUACUUCACCAACGGCUGGAACAUCUUUGACUGUGUGGUGGUGAUUCUGUCUAUUGUGGGUAUGUUCCUGGCAGACCUGAUCGAGAAGUACUUUGUGUCACCUACUCUGUUCAGGGUGAUCCGUCUGGCUCGAAUUGGUCGUAUCCUGCGUUUAAUCAAAGGAGCCAAGGGUAUCCGGACCUUACUGUUUGCCUUAAUGAUGUCACUUCCUGCCCUGUUUAACAUCGGCCUGUUGCUUUUCUUGGUCAUGUUCAUCUUCUCCAUAUUCGGUAUGUCCAACUUUGCGUACGUGAAGCGGGAGCUCGGCAUCGACGACAUGUACAACUUUGAGACGUUCGGUAACAGCAUGAUCAUCUUGUUCAUGAUCACCACUUCGGCAGGGUGGGACGGUUUGCUCGCGCCCAUCCUCAACUACCCACCUGAUUGCAACCCUGACAAGGAGAACCCAGGAACCACAGUGAAGGGGGACUGUGGCAACCCUUCUGUAGGAAUCUUCUUCUUUGUCAUGUACAUCAUCGUGUCCUUCCUGAUUGUUGUAAACAUGUACAUUGCCAUUAUUCUGGAGAACUUUAGCGUUGCGACAGAGGAGAGCGCUGAUCCGUUGUGUGAGGAUGACUUUGAGUCCUUCUACGAGAUCUGGGAGAAGUUUGACCCAGACGCAUCACAGUUUAUUACCUUUGCCAAGCUGCCGGACUUUGCAGAUACGCUGGAACAUCCUCUACGUGUGCCUAAGCCUAAUAUAAUCGAGCUUAUUGCAAUGGAUCUACCCAUGGUGAGUGGUGAUCGUAUCCACUGCUUGGACAUCCUGUUUGCUUUUACCAAGCGCGUCCUGGGCGACAGCGGUGACCUGGACAUGAUGCGUCAGCAGAUGGAGGAGCGCUUUGUGGCGGCGAACCCUUCCAAAGUGUCCUACGAGCCUAUCACCUCCACGCUACGCCGUAAACAGGAAGAGGUGUCGGCCGUGGUGAUCCAGAGGGCGUACCGCGCCCACCUCACCCGCCGGGGGUUCGUCUGCAAACGCCGGCCGGCCAACAACAAGCUGGAAAACGGAGGGACAAAUCAGGAGAAGAAGGAGGACACCCCCUCUACCGCAUCGCUGCCGUCGUACGACAGCGUAACCAAGCCCGAGAAGGAGAAGCAAGAUGACGACAACGAGGGAAAGGGCCGUAAGGAGAAGGGCCGAAACCAAAAAGACGUCAGGGAAUCCAAGUGUUAAGGCUGCAGCAGUGGAACACACGGACAGCAAAAACAACAGUCAUGAUAAUUAAUUCACUUAAACUGCAAUUUCAAGCAAACCGAGCAGAAACCCUGAAUCAGACUACACACACACACGUGUACAGAUUAAUUUCAUUCGCAAGUAAGAAAACAAUAUUUUAAAAAGAUCCGUGAAUAAAAGGACAAGAUGAAAAAAAAAUUGUUUACAAACUUCACAGGUGAACGGAUGCAAUGGGAAUGGAACGCGCUGGGGUUUCUUCAAAGCUUGACUCUUUAAAGUUAAACCAAACAUAAUCAGCUUCCUGUGUAACACUGUUGCAUCAGAACUUGAGUUAAACUAAAUCAGAUAGGGAUCUUUCACAAGAGGACUGAUACUUGAUUAUCGUGUAUUAGAGGGCUACACUGCACUUCAGGAUGGAACUCGUUGCUUAUAUGAGGAAACCAAGGAGAAAAAAUAAUAUAUAUAUAUAAUCACAGCAUGGCGUGUUGUUCCCCACAUCUGGAGAAUCCCGCGCUGAUGCUGUGUGUUUAUGAAAAUUUCCGUAAAGGAAAUGAACACUCGUGGAAGAAUCAGCUUCCGAACAUGAACAGCAGAGGAAUCUGCACUAUUUCAUUUCAGACGAACUCAGAAGCGAUGGUGAGCGUGAGCAGAGAUCAGUGGAGCGUGACGAACAAAAAUCAUAGAGCUUGGCUGAUUCAAACCGUAUCUUUGUGUUAGUCAGCGUUACAAUAUACUUUACACCGUCUUUAUGUUAUUUGAGCGGCAAAAAAAGGAAAAAAAAAAAAAAAAAAAGAAGGGAGGAACAACAAAGCACCAACGAGAGCGAAAAAGAAAAUCGACAUUCGACAUUUUGCCCAUGCCACCCUCAGUAACUACGUCAUCAUAUAUUUCUUAUUUAUACUUAUGCAUCAAAGAGCUUUAUUCUACAUGGGCUUUCACACUGAUAAGGAACGGAGGCAAAUACCGCAAAAACAAGCCUCCGACUAUUUCCGACAUUUCAAAAUGAAUAAUAAAUUAUUGUGCUUGCUCAGUGCAUAGAAAUGACUUGCAUGAUGGCAUGUUUUGAUCAGAAAUUCUUGCAUGAAUAAUCAUAGUCCACAAAACACUAAUACAGACCGCCACAGUGGCUCGAUAGUACAUUAAAGGCUGUCCACUGGCUAAAUUGAGUCUAAUCUGACGAUGUUGAAAGCGAAUUGACCCCAAAAUCACGAUGUGUCCUUUAACUCGUCACCGAUUUUGGGUUGAGUAGCUGCUCAGAGCCGCUAACUAACUGAAAACGACUGAAAGCAAUGUGACACAUUGGCGAGGAACAUACCAUUUUUUUGCUGCUCAGGAGAUAUAUAUGGAGAAAUGCAAAGGGUGUUUGUGUGUGUGUGUGUGUGUGUGUGUGUGUAGAUCCUAAAGUGUUUUUUUUCUUCUUCUUCUUUUAUUUGUAUGCAGCAAUAUUGCUUACCUUCCCUACAGCACUGUCGUUUCGGUGCUCUGUAGAUGUAGGGUUGAAAGAAGGGAACUGCGACACCGGGUGUGACGCGCUACACUCGCCGCCGUUUCCGCGCCUCAACCGGAGUAAGAUUCGGAAAGUGGCAGUCAUUUUUUAUUCAUUUAUUUUCAAACAGUAAAUAUCUCGUUACUCAACUCCAUCGGAUUACUUUACGGAGUUCGACGUCGUCUACACCCACGUCCGUUUUUAUUCCAGUUCACGUUUUUUUUUUUUUAAUGUACUCUACAUCUUUGCAAUAUGACUCUGAGAGGCAGUGUAUUAGGAAGCCAAAGAGGUUUGUCUUGGUAGUUUGGUUGAAAAAGGUCUAGGGAUGGGGUGGAGUCGCACAACCACCCACCCUCCCGACUGACGCUUGUUGAGUUUCCCUCGUUUUUCUCAGGAUACAACACAGAUUCAUCAUGCUAACGACUCGCGGAGAAGAACGAGUCGAGGCGUAGGGUUAGGAGACAGAGCUGAGCUCUUUUCGCCACGCGAAGCAGCUUCCAGCAACGAAACGUCAACAAUAACCGCAGUAAUAAAUAAUAAAGGAGGAAAUUCACUGUGAGGCGAUUGAAAUGAAAGAAGACAGAGUGUCGAUGGAGCAUCACCUGCGAGCAGUUCGUGAUCACCCCCCUGUUUCGUCCAUUCGGUAGCGCACGACCAUAACCUCGAGCCCUGUUCCUCAAGUAGAUCACGUGAUAUCGUGCCGCCGCGUA